GAUCACAACACGACCCUCAGUGUGAAGUCGAGCUUUGCCGAGGCUCCAGUCCAUACUUGCUCCGCCGUGCGUCGUGCCAUCCAUUAGGCUCUAUGGCGGGCGACUCCCUUCCUUUCCAACAAAAGCUUACUUUUCUUGAUCUUUGUCAGCAGAGAGAGACUUUGAAUUCCCGCUGACCCGUUAUUCCGGGUGCGUGCUGAAUAGAGAAUGGAGCGCUGUCAAGUCUACGGGUGGCGUCUUUUAUGAACGUGUCAAGUGAUAUGUACCCGUACACAGUUUUGCUGAGCAAAUUCGUGUGCUUUCUGUGUACACAUGACGGACUCGAAUUUUGAAAAGAGACCUAGAAAAAAGUUUGUGAAAGUUAAAAUUAAUUUUUUUCGGUAAUUUAUAACGUACACAUUUUUUGAAAAGGAUAUUUUGUGAUAGGUUUAUAUAAUUCUGGUUUAUAAGAUGGUUGCUAUAAGCUACUAAUUUGUUGUGAGGAUUCCAUUACUCUCACUUGCCAACACUCGUACCCUGGGUGUGUGCGUGUCAACCUUAUUGCGACGAGCCUUUGAUCUCCUCGGCACUUGGAAAAAGUACCCCAGGCCUUCAGGUGUGGCCCUGGCAGGACUACUCCAAGUCCCACCUAGUGUAAAGUUCUCGUUUUCAGGUUGUUGUCUACCUGCAAAACUGGAAAGUGAUCACAAGGUGUGAAGUGAGAGUCGGACAUGUAAAGAAUGUGUGUUGCACGGACAUGUGUUAAGGUUGGACAUCAAUCCACUGGCGACACUGGCAUUUAUUCUUUUGUACGAGUAUCGUGUUCCUCCAUUAUUUCACUGUAACUGUCUGCUGGCCUUGGGAUAGUGGAAAAACCGUUUAUGCUCGUCAAUGCUUCACGACUCGGGUGGUUCAAUGUAGUGGAUUAAAUGGCGGAUGUUGUCACUGCCCUGUAACGGUGGCGUGGACAGGGACAGCGCCAAGAAACGCCGUAGGGAUGCCUACAGACAGGACCUGGAGUUGCAGAUCAAAGAGCGAGAUGCCGCACGCAUUAGAGAGCGACUCCAGGAUAUGAAUGUCAACGCAUCCGGGUGGCUCGACCCUGAAAAGCGCCCAGAACGAUUCAAACCUCUGGGUGGUGUUCACUGGACUGAACAGAGAGGUGUACGAGACAGCAAGGUGAAACCCUACCACACCCUCUUCCUCUACGGGAAAGUACCUGAAGAUGGUGACAGAAGGCAACAGACAACAGGCCAGGUAGCUGAUCAGCCGUUAAUCACCGAUCGAUCUUCGCGACCAAUCGAUUCCCACCGGGUUCAUCUUGAUACCCCAGCAGGUCUUAGAUAUCAGCCGGUUACUUACGCCGGAUCUGCACUUGGUGCCCCCAACAAUUCUGUGGACCAAGCAUACAACUUCUUCGCCACUAUGAACCUUGACAACGGCGGAGGGAAUCGGUCUAUUGUACAGCCUAUCAGCAUCCCGUACGUUGACAACAGACCAAUCAUAGUCACAGGACAGACAGGGGGAGGCGAAUAUCAUGGACCGAAGUUCAAUCCCUUUGAUCAAAAGGACGAUAUGCGAGAGAUGCGAUCUUUGCUUGGCCUUUCCCAGAUGGAGGCUGAGCGUGCCAGAGCCCGGAUGGAACGUGACAACGAGGAGUUCCAUCGCAAGCUACGGAAAGAACUGGACGACGAGAGGCGAAAGCUUCAAGACCAAGAGAGUGAGGCCCGGCGGCGCAUGGAGGAAAUGAGGAGACAGGCGGAAGAAAGGAGGAAAGAAGCCGAGCGCCAAAGACUGGAAGCCGAACGAUUGAAAAGAGAAGCAGAAACGAUGCCCAAAGCAGAACCUGUAAAACCAAGGCCAGAAAGCAAAACAGCAUUCUACAACACCAUUAAUGACUACAAGAAGCAACUAGAAGAGGAAAGGAAAAAAAUUGAAGAGCUGUUGAAAUCGCCUCCUAAGAAAGAGAAGGAGGUUUGGGAUAUUAAAGUACUUCAAAGACCUCGCAUACCACCAACACCAAAAUCUGCUGAUCGUGCUAAGAGAGAAAAUGUACAAAUAUUCAACGACCUGAAACACAGAGAUUUCGAGACCAGGCAGCAGUUCCUGAGCAUUUUCCCCGACAUUCCGUGGACUAACAGACGUCUGGAGCUGCAGCAAGAUGCACUCAUCCGACAGCAGGAAGCCAAGCUAAGGACCCUCGCCUCCACAGAGCGGACAGGAAGAAUGGAGAUCGAAAUUCCUCCCCGACGGGCAGUUAGCCGCCCCGACUGGUUGGACAGAAACCCAACACCCUUCCCUCAUGUCCUAAAGAAACGGGACAAACUGUACACAUCCCAGAGCUGGGGAGGAGAUCUUGAUCGAAUUGACAGAAACAACCAAGAGAGAGAACGUAUAAUAGGCAAUCUCUCAAGUCGUAACGAGGAGGAUGUUAUCGAUGAACUUAGACUGAGGCGACACAGGCCAGCCUCCGCAGAAACGUUGACAGACGACACGUGGCUUCGUCCGAGCUCAACGACCGAAAUAUGACGUCAGUGUUCAGUGUUCACACGAGACGCUCUUUGUGACAAGUUACCUCACUUUCAUUGCAUAACGGGCCAAGAUACUGUGAUUGAACUCUGAACUGCAGUUGCAGGUUUUCAAUUUGCUUUGUUCAAAGCCUCUCUUCGUCUUAUACACGCACCUUACUUAUGUACGAACACACACACCCAUGCAUGCAUGCACACAAAUAUAUGUACGUAUAUACAAAAGCAAGUUGAGGCAACGAUACUCACCCCUCAGAGAACUAGAUGUACCUGUACACGAGAAUACUUUAUUCCACGGGAAAUAAACUCAUCCUGGUUGUUAAUCAGUUUUGUAAAUACAAUUUGUUUGUAUCCAGUUCAAGUUAUUUUGUUCACCACUGUCUAUUCUCGAGAGAUAUUUAUGACUAGAACACCUCUGUAAAAUAUGUUUGCUAUUAUUUAUAUGUGAAAGUUGAGACAUUGUGCAACUGAUUACAAAUUAAAUCACGAAACAAAGCAGUUACAAUGGAUGAUUUU
This is a messenger RNA of Pomacea canaliculata, 3020 nucleotides long. Its product is annotated as trichohyalin-like. Bases 916 to 2508 code for a protein of 530 amino acids. NCBI's taxonomy places the organism in Eukaryota, Metazoa, Mollusca, Gastropoda, Architaenioglossa, Ampullariidae. The transcript has 20 exons. The record is from RefSeq and is a predicted model, not a curated record. Gene Ontology annotation, biological process: positive regulation of cytokinesis. Gene Ontology annotation, cellular component: microtubule; spindle pole; centrosome.